GUCAAAAACAAAUAUGACGACGGUCCUACGAGAUGGCUUGGCUGUUUCAAGGAAUGCUGCUAAGCUGUGGUUUAGAAGAAGUAUUCAAAAUAUCAGACCAACACAGAGAUUUUACAGUGGAGCUAUUCCAGCGUUGACGUUUCCUCGAAGUAACUGGUCUUCUUCUAGGAUUCCGUUUGUUGGAGGUGGUGUGAGAACAAUGUUCAUUCAGGUACAAGAAACACCAAAUCCUAACAGUAUGAAGUUUGUUCCUGGGGUGCAGGUCUUAGAGCAUGGUACAGUUAACUUUGCCAGUGCACAGUCUGCAUAUCCUUCACCUUUAGCAAGAAAUUUAUUUAGGAUAGAUGGUGUGACUGGAGUCAUGUUAGGACCAGAUUUCAUCACAGUUACAAAGAAAGAUGAUGAUGAUGUUAACUGGCCUGUCUUAAAACCUGAUAUAUUUGCCUCCAUAAUGGACUUCUUUGCAAGCAAUAUUCCCAUUCUUACUGAAAACCAGCCAGCAAGUGAUACAGCUAUUGAUGAAGAUGAUGAUGAAACUGUUGCUAUGAUCAAAGAGUUGUUAGACACAAGAAUAAGACCAACCGUUCAAGAAGAUGGAGGGGACAUCAUUUUCAAGGGAUUCCAAGAUGGCAUUGUAAAGCUUAAACUACAGGGAGCAUGCUCCAGCUGUCCAAGUUCAAUGGUUACUUUGAAGAAUGGCAUCGAAAAUAUGAUGCAGUUUUAUGUCCCAGAGGUGGUUGCAGUAGAACAGGUCGAGGAUGAAGUGGAUGAAAUAAAUAAAACGGAAUUUAGUAAACUUGAAGCGAGACUUGAAGAAACAAGUACACCAGUGGAGGGGAACCCGAACACUACAGCGGAAAAAGACUGACAUUUCAGGACAAGGUCAUCUUGUCAAGUCACUCAAGGAGAACAGUUCGCAAUACCCUGUUAGCUCGGUGUUUAUCGGCAUUACUCUCCUCCUGAGAACCGUUACAUAGGGAGUUCUAGCUUUCAUGUGGCUCGUCGCUAUCUUUGAUAAGACUGGAUUCUCCAGAGGUUAAUCUUUUCUAUUUUUUUUUCUUUUUAUGGGAAUAGGGGGAGGAAAGACGUUGACGAGUAGAAAUUCAAAGCAGAUGUCAGGUUCAGUUUGAUGUUUGUGCGAGGUUUUCUAGAAAACCGUUUCUUGCACCUUUAGAGGAGUAUCUGCAUUUAUCAAGGGAAUGGCGCCCUAACAUAUUCUUGGAAAAUUGAAUGUUUCAAUUCUUUGUUUUAAGUUAAAAUAAGCGAAGAGAACUGUCGCAGAGUACCUUGACCAAGAGGAGUUAAAAUAAUUUUGGUCUCUUCAUGUUGCUUAACCCUUUAAUUCUUAUGAGUGAUCAAGACAGAAUUUCUCCUUACAAUACCAGUAGAAUAUCAGGCAGACAAGAGAUGAGAAUAUAGAAAAUAUUAAGUAGGGGAUUGUUAGUUGAUCCAAUACCAAAUUCUCUAAACUCAUCACAAUAAUUGCAUGGCAGACAGUAAAGAGAAUUACUAGUGAGAUCUUAGGAGUGAAAGGUUAACCCCUUUUUCCUCUUCAAGUGAACACGAAACUUGACGGGUUCAGCAGCGAGAUGCUGAUAAGAGAAGGUUAUAGCUUUCAUUGUGAUUUCCUUGCGCGUAACGUCUCACCCUCACCCUCCCCUUCCCCCCAACAAGUUUCCCACCCACUCAAUCCCCCAUUUGAUGCUGGACUCAAAGCCACACCGAUCAGGCACUAAUAUAAACUUGUUGCAACCAAAUGAGACAGACAGAAAAAUUGCAUUGUAACCAUGAAUAUAAUGGUCGAAGUCUUAAAAUUAACGUUAUAAGAAAGGAGCAAACAAUCCGGCGGAAUUGUUAGCAUUAAAAAGUCCCUUCACUAGUUUCUCUUUAGUUCAUCAAUACGUCUCAGUUAAUCACUAUGAGCUAUCAUGGCAGAAGCGUGGACAUGUAACAGUUUGGAGCAAAACUUCUCUUUGGGAAUUGUCACUAGGAAAACUAACUGUCGUGGAUCUUAAAUUUAGCUACUAGCUCAAUAUUGACCGUUAAAUUUUAUAGUUCAGCGCGCCUCCAUAAUUGCUGAAUUCUAAUGAGUACUGCUGUUAAUUAUUGAUUGUUCCUCACAAGCUGUAGGAGUGAACAUGGGUAAUUAAAGUGAUUUUCAACUCAGACAUGGUGUAGCCAUGCACAGUAUCUGGCGCAAAGGUGAAAUAAAUUUCAUUUAGUUCCUUGAAUUCAA
Pocillopora verrucosa is the source of this 2236-nucleotide messenger RNA. RefSeq names its product NFU1 iron-sulfur cluster scaffold homolog, mitochondrial. Gene Ontology annotation, molecular function: iron ion binding; 4 iron, 4 sulfur cluster binding. Gene Ontology annotation, cellular component: mitochondrion. Gene Ontology annotation, biological process: iron-sulfur cluster assembly. Lineage: Eukaryota; Metazoa; Cnidaria; Anthozoa; Scleractinia; Pocilloporidae. The record is from RefSeq and is a predicted model, not a curated record.